This is a messenger RNA of Neurospora tetraspora, 516 nucleotides long. RefSeq lists its product as uncharacterized. Lineage: Eukaryota; Fungi; Ascomycota; Sordariomycetes; Sordariales; Sordariaceae. The record is from RefSeq and is a predicted model, not a curated record. Bases 1 to 516 code for a protein of 171 amino acids. The transcript has a single exon.
AUGGCCCAACAAAGCUCACACGUGGAAACGCGUAUGCUUGACUCAGGCUGGCACCUGAGACAGUAUGUCAAGCAUCACCAAGACGAACAUCCAUGGCUUCCAGUCGAAAAGAUCCCAAGCGAAGUCCAUUUGGAGCUCAUGCGACACGGCAAGAUCCCGGACCCCUUUGUUGUUGAGGGGUCCUUGGGGAGCGAUGAGCUCGAGCCAUUUGUCAUUCACGCUGUCUUGUUCGUGUGUAACAAGCAGGUCUCGUACGACAUAUCUUGGCCUGAACCGAUCAAGUACCUUGACUUCACUGAUCGUGGUGUUGAGGUCAGAGAUGUUGGCGGUUCUAUGGUAGAGAUCUCAGCACAGAAGCCGGUCAAGGGCUUUGUGUUUGCGGAGAGACAGGGUAUGAAGCUCAGCGACAACGGGUUGGAUUUGGUCCCCGGGAAAGAGCCUAGACGAGUGCAUAUCGAAGUCAGUGACGAGAACCUGAAAGUAGACGAGUUGGCCUGGACAUUUGUUGGCCGAUAG